This is a messenger RNA of Punica granatum (pomegranate), 1983 nucleotides long. The record is from RefSeq and is a predicted model, not a curated record. Lineage: Eukaryota; Viridiplantae; Streptophyta; Magnoliopsida; Myrtales; Lythraceae.
AUCAGAACAUUGCCAUAGCAAAGACAGAAAGUAAGAGUUGCAAGAAAGCAUAAUGAGAUCAGUCAAGAUGGAUUUGAUGCUAACCCUUCUUGGGGGGUUUUUGUUCCUAUGUGGGUUUAACUUUUGGAUGGCUCAAGGCGCUGUCCAUUACUACGAUUUCAUCCUAAAGGAGAGCAAUUUUACGAGGCUGUGCAGCACGAAGAGCAUGCUCACGGUUAACGACAGCUUCCCGGGGCCGGUGAUCCGUGUUCAAAAGGGGGACACAGUGUAUGUUAAUGUCCAGAAUCAGGGAGAAUAUGGCGUUACUAUUCACUGGCACGGCGUAAAACAACCAAGAAACCCGUGGUACGAUGGACCUGAGAACAUUACGCAGUGUCCGAUCCCUGCUGGCACCAAUUUCACGCAGGAGAUCAUUUUCUCCGAUGAAGAAGGAACCCUCUGGUGGCACGCGCAUAGUGACUGGUCCCGCGCAACCGUCCACGGAGCAAUUGUAAUAUCACCUGCAAAUGGAACCACAUAUCCCUUCGCUCAACCCGACGCCGAGGAAGUAAUAGUAUUAGGAUCAUGGUUUACUGGAGAUGUGAUGGCGAUAAUUGAUGAGGCCCUUACCACGGGAGGUGACCCAAACAUUUCAGAUGCCUUUACCAUUAAUGGGCAACCUGGGGAUCUAUACAAUUGCUCAAGUGACUCGACCUACCGCUUGUUGGUUGAGUCCGGAAAGACCUAUCUCCUCCGAAUUGUUAAUGCCGUGAUGAAUGAGGAGAUGUUCUUCGGGAUUGGCGAGCACAACCUUACAGUCGUUGGAAUGGACGGUGCAUACCUCAAGCCCAUAAACGUUGAGUACAUUAUGAUAACUCCAGGCCAAACUAUGGACGUCCUGUUCACGGCGAACCAGUCUCCUAGCUAUUAUUACAUGGCUGGGAGCCCUUUCGCCGAUACGAAUGCCCCGUUCGACAACACCACCACAACUGGCAUCGUGCAGUACAGUGGAAACUACACCCCGCCUUCUUCUCCAUCUUUCCCAUCGCUUCCCGCUUACAACGACAAAGCCGCGGCAGAGAACUAUACAGCACUGCUCCAGAGCUUGGCGAGCAAUGAGCACCCGAUCAAUGUCCCCCUAAACAUCACCACGAGUAUGUACAUAACAGUUUCGGUGAAUCAGAUUGAUUGCAACGGUUCGUGUGCUGGGCCGGAUGGGAACAGGCUUGCGGCCAGCUUGAACAACAUCAGCUUUCAAACGCCAACUACGGACAUAUUAGAAGCAUACUAUCAGACCUUGCCUAAUGUAUUCACCAAAGAUUUUCCGGACGAGCCACCCUAUUACUUCAAUUUCACCGGAGAUGUUGGGAAUAACACAAUAUUCCCGAGCCUCGGAACCAAGGUGAGGGUGAUCGACUACAACGAGGCGGUUGAGAUCGUAUUUCAGGGGACAAAUGUCGGGGCUGCGGAGAAUCACCCUAUGCACCUUCACGGUUACAGCUUCUAUGUCCUAGGCUUCGGGUCGGGGAACUUUAACAGCACAACCGACCCAUUGUCUUACAAUCUGGAUGACCCACCACUCGUGAACACCAUCGGCGUUCCUAAGAACGGAUGGCUUACUAUCAGAUUCAUUGCAGAUAACCCAGGAGUGUGGUUUAUGCACUGCCAUUUAGAGAGGCACGCAAGCUGGGGAAUGAACACCGUGCUUAUAGUGAAGAAUGGUACAACCGAUGCAACCAGUAUUCGCCCUCGACCGGGUUAUAUGCCUCCUUGUUCAACCUCCUAGUUUCCCUCGAUAGUCUUAACUGGUGAAAAAGGCACGAGGAACAAUAAAAUACAUAUCUUGUUCACAUUUAUAUGUUCUCACCCAACAGUCAAUAAUGGUCUGUCUAGGGAUAUUAUUUAUUAUUAGUUUGGUUUUGCUUCCUUCAAAUUAUAUCAGCGUUCUGUUCUUUGAUGGAAAGACGUUCUCAGAGGAAAACCAACGAACCGUUAUAGUGAAUA